Messenger RNA from Annulohypoxylon maeteangense, 1065 nucleotides. Its product is annotated as UbiA prenyltransferase. Lineage: Eukaryota; Fungi; Ascomycota; Sordariomycetes; Xylariales; Hypoxylaceae. Gene Ontology annotation, biological process: ubiquinone biosynthetic process. The transcript has a single exon. Gene Ontology annotation, molecular function: 4-hydroxybenzoate polyprenyltransferase activity. The coding region runs from base 1 to 1065 and encodes 354 amino acids. Gene Ontology annotation, cellular component: mitochondrial inner membrane. The record is from RefSeq and is a predicted model, not a curated record.
AUGGCCAGCAAGGCAAGCAACGAAAAACCUCACUCGGCCGAGGAGGAAACAGCGGCAUUCCAAAACAAUGCUCUCGCACAACAGUACGGCGGCGGGCACGCUGGCGGUUGGGUUGGCCUCCUACCUUCGUCGUGGGUUCCCUAUGUCCAACUAGCGAGACUGAGCCCCCCAGCAGCCCUCUUCCUCAUCUACUUUCCUCACUUCUUCGGCAUCAUCCUCGCCGCCAUUAUCAAGCGAUCGCCCAUAUCUCAAGUCCUCCAUACGGGAGUCUUCAUGUUCGGGGGCAGCUUUUUCUUCUCGAACGCAGCCCACGGCUGGAAUGACUUAAUCGAUGCGCCCAUCGAUAAAUCCAUCGCACGCACGAGUAAAAGGCCUAUCCCUCGAGGUGCCAUCAGUCCCCGCGCCGCAUUUAUAUUCACGGCUACACAAGCGAUCGGUGCAGCCUCGUUCCUGCUCCUGAUGCCGAGCGGAAGCGCAAUAUAUGCUGUCCCAAACAUCAUUGGUACAUAUUACUACCCUUGGGCGAAGCGGCACACCAAUUUUGCACAAUUGGUGCUUGGAUUCUGCUUAGCUUGGGGUAUUAUCAUGGGGUCUUGUGCAAUGGGGCUCAAGCCCUUUACCGGAGGUCCGUUUGGGGCGGAAGAGGGACGGAAGCUGCACUUCUGGGUCGAGCCAUCGGUCGCAAGCCUCUUUGUUGCGUCUAUCCUCUGGACGGUCAUUUAUGAUUCCAUCUAUGCCCACCAGGAUAUGAAAGACGAUAUCAAGGUGGGGGUGAAGAGUAUCGCAGUGUUACUUAAGGACCAGACGAAGCCUGUUCUCUGGUUGUCCCUCGGUUGCAUGAUUGCGCUGCUGUAUACAUGCGGAAGCCUAUUAAACAUGGGCAUCCAGUUCCAUGUGAUUGCAGCUGGAGGUUCCUUGCUAUCAUUAGGUGCCAUGAUCGCCAACGUUGAGCUCAAGGACUCUGCAAGCUGCUGGUGGUGGUUUAGGUACGGAUUCUGGCUUGCAGGUGGAGCCAUCGCGGGAGGGCUGCUCUCCGAAUACGUACUCCUGAGGCCAAAUUUCUGA